CUGUGCGUACUGCGCCUGCGCCGUCUUCCCGUAGGCCCGUGACUAACCAUAGUGCUAUUCGAACAUUCAGGCAUUUGAAACAUUUGAUAUUUAAGUUUUUCUAGCGAAUUUUGUCCCUUCAAACAUAUCCUGGGACUGGUGUCGGACCCAGCAUGUCUUUCCCCCCUCAUCUGAACCGGCCGCUCCUGCCGCCUCCCGGGAUGCCCCCUCAGUACGCCGGCUUCCCCUCAGGAGCUCCAAUGAUCCCCGUUCACAUGGGCAUCAUGACCUCCACCCCAGUGAUGGUGUCUUCCGUUCCGGUGGUCAGUAAACCUCCCAUGCCCAAGAAGGAUAUCCAAGCUGUGAGAGCCAAAGAUGAAGACAGCGGCCCCACCACCACAGUGUUUGUGGGCAACAUCUCAGAGAAGGCCUCAGACAUGCUCAUCAGGCAGCUACUCGCAAAAUGUGGGAUUGUCCUGAGCUGGAAAAGAGUACAGGGGGCUUCUGGCAAACUUCAAGCCUUUGGUUUCUGCGAAUACAAGGAGCCAGAGUCCACACUCCGAGCGCUGCGGCUGUUACACGAUCUCCAGGUUGGAGACAAAAAUCUGCUGGUCAAAGUGGAUGCGAAGACAAAAGCUCAGCUUGAUGAGUGGAAGGCAAAAAAGAAAAUGAAGAAUGGGAAAGAGAAGCCGGAAGGGGGAGGCGAUGAAGAAGAGGAGAUCGAUGAUGAAACUAAACAGAAAGACCAAAUAGUGAAAGGUGCCAUUGACGGCCUCAUGCGAGAAUACGCCGCUGAGCUCAAUGCACGAUCACUGGACGAUGACUCACAGCGGCGAAAACGCAAAAAGGAGAAAAAAGAAGAGGAUGACAUCACCACAAUCGAUAUGGAGGAAGACAAGAGAGACCUCAUUUCCAGAGAAAUUAGUAAAUUUCGUGACACGCACAAGAAACUGGAGGAGGAGAAAGACAAGCGUGAAAAAGAGCGGCUGGAGUUUGAACGCGAGCGAAGAGAAAGAGAGAAGGAGCGCGAGCGAGAGAGGGAGCGACGCGACCGAGAGAGAGAGAAGGAGAGGGAACGGGAGAGAGAGAGGGAGCGGGAGAGGGAACGAGAAAGGGAGAGAGACAGAGACAAGGAGCGGCGCACCCGAGAAAGGGAGAGAGAGAGAGACUGGUCCCGCAGCCGAGACAGAAGUACGGAGCGCAGCAGGUCCAGAGAGGUGAGUAGAGACCGUGAGCGAGAGAAGAAGCGUGACCCUGAGGAUGAAGAGGAGGCGUACGAGCGACGGAAACUAGAGAGGAAGCUCCGCGACAAGGAGGCAGCUUAUCAAGAGCGGCUAAAAAACUGGGAACUGAGGGAGAGGAAGAAGGCCCGGGACUACGCCAAAGAGACUGAGAGGGAGGAUGAACGCAAGCGAGAAAUGGUCAAAGAAGGCAAGCGCUUGAAAGAGUUCCUUGAAGACUAUGACGACGACAGAGAUGACCCAAAGUAUUAUAGGGGCAGUGCACUGCAGAAACGCCUCCGAGACCGAGAGAAGGAGAUGGAGGCGGACGAGCGAGACAGGAAGAGAGAGAAGGAGGAGCUGGAGGAGAUCAGACAGAGGCUUUUGGACGAGGGACACCCGGACCCCGACGCGGAGCUCAGGAGGAUGGAGGAGGAAGAGGAGGAGCGCCUGAGGCAGCCUCCUCUAAUCCAGGAGCCUGAGCCCGAGGAAGAGCGCGAACAUCACAGACCGUCCCGGGACCACAGGGACCACAGAGAGAACAGAGAGCACAGAGAGCACAGGGAGAGCAGGCCAGAGCUGGACAGAGGAGAGCCCCACCCACGGCCUCCCUCAGACGACGAGGUGGAGGAAGGAGAGGACGAUGACCACAGCCACGAGGAAAUCCCAGACGUGAAACCCCCCUCCCUCAAACCCACCAUGAGACCCAUCACAGCGGCGCCCUCCGUGUCCUCCGCCAGCGGCAAUGUGUCACCCAACACCCCGGGAGACGAGUCACCCUGCGGGAUCAUCAUCCCUCACGAGAACUCUCCACCUGAUGCCCUCCCACAGGAGGAGCACCGGCCCAAGAUCGGACUGAGCCUCAAACUGGCAGGCUCCACGGGCAGCCCCAGCCAGCCUAAUGCAGCCAAGAGGAAGAAGCUCCCGGUGGACAGUGUGUUUGGGAAGUUCGACGACGAGGAGGCUGAUGAGCUUCCCCGGAAGAGGAAACUGGUGCCUCUGGACUACGAUGACGACAAGAGUCUGGGCGUGGACGGAGCCGGUCUGUCCAGCAUCAAGGGAGCCAACGCAGAGGAGAAACGCAAGCACAUCAAGAGCCUCAUCGAGAAGAUCCCCACAGGGAAACCAGAGCUGUUCUCCUACCCUCUGGACUGGGCCAUGGUCGACUCGACAUUGAUGGAGCGGCGCGUUCGACCUUGGAUCAAUAAGAAAAUCAUAGAGUACAUUGGAGAGGAGGAGCCAACGUUAGUGGACUUUGUCUGUUCAAAGGUAAUGGCUCACAGCACACCACAGGGUAUUCUAGACGACGUCGCCAUGGUCCUCGACGAAGAGGCCGAAGUCUUUAUUGUCAAAAUGUGGAGACUGCUUAUAUACGAAACGGAAGCAAAGAAGAUCGGACUCGUAAAAUAAGUGUCACAGAUGAAGAUUCCGUUAAACGUUGUGUACAAAAGCGUAGCGUUAUCACGUCAACAAAGUUUCAUCUUCGGACAUUUGCACACAUCACUACUCUCUCAUCUGCGGACUUAGAACCCAACUUCCUCAUGUUCAGGUGCUCAUUGUGCCGUGUGCAUUUUGUUGUAAAUAAAGUUUUUGUUGAAUGUCGAGAUGAGCUCUGGACGUAUGGACACUACUGUACUGACCACGCACUGCAAAGUCACAGUUCAAUCAAUGUUAAGUUAUUAAGUUGGCUCAAAUGGUUUAGGCGCAACGACAAAACCAGUUCUUACUUUGUGAUCUGAACAGACUAUAAGCUUCAUCUUGAGUUUUGUUUCACAUUCCUAAGACGUGGAGGCUCUGGUACGUACAGGUACAGGUCCUCAGAUCUCACCUUGAACUAGCAGGUGGUUUAAAAUAGUCAGGAACACGUAUAACCACUGAAGGAGAAAUGAGCAUACGGGAAAACAUAUGCUCUUUAUUGUAACGGUGAAUAUUUGAAUAAAAGUCAAUUUUUAUAUUAAAGCAA
Messenger RNA from Boleophthalmus pectinirostris (great blue-spotted mudskipper), 3162 nucleotides. It is a transcript of the gene rbm25b, whose product is annotated as RNA binding motif protein 25b. Gene Ontology annotation, cellular component: spliceosomal complex. NCBI's taxonomy places the organism in Eukaryota, Metazoa, Chordata, Actinopteri, Gobiiformes, Gobiidae. Gene Ontology annotation, molecular function: mRNA binding. The coding region runs from base 153 to 2609 and encodes 818 amino acids. The record is from RefSeq and is a predicted model, not a curated record. Gene Ontology annotation, biological process: regulation of alternative mRNA splicing, via spliceosome; mRNA processing. The transcript is spliced from 16 exons.